AUGGGCAAGUGUCGCGGUCUCCAUACUGCCGGGAAGCUCCGCAGGCACUGAUAAGAUCAGAAGUGGCAUGAUAAACUGUACAAGAAAGCCCAUUUGGACACAGCCCUGAAGACCAACCCUUUUGGAGGUGCUUCCCAUGCAAAAGGAAUUGUGCUGGAAAAAGUAGGAGUUGAAGCCAAGCAGCCGAAUUCUGCCAUCAGGAAGUGUGUCAGGGUCCAGCUGAUCAAGAAUGAAAAAAAUGGCAAAAAAAUCACAGACUUUGUACCCAAUGAUGGGUGUUUGAAUGUUAUUGAGGAAAAUGAUGAGGUUCUGGUUGCUGGAUUUGGUCGCAAAGGUCAUGCUGUCGGUGACAUUCCUGGAGUUCACUUUAAGGUUGUCCAAGUAGCCAAUGUCUCUCUUUUGGCCUUAUACAAAGGCAAGAAGGAAAGACCAGUAUCGUAA
Molecule: messenger RNA, 441 nt
Organism: Neomonachus schauinslandi (Hawaiian monk seal)
Lineage: Eukaryota; Metazoa; Chordata; Mammalia; Carnivora; Phocidae
Product: 40S ribosomal protein S23-like
Exons: 2
Biological process (GO): translation
Cellular component (GO): ribosome; cytosolic small ribosomal subunit
Molecular function (GO): structural constituent of ribosome
Source: RefSeq, a predicted model, not a curated record